AUGUCGGGCCAGACUUUGACGGAUCGCAUCGCCGCGGCGCAGCACAGCCUAACGGGGUCCGAGGUGUCCCGGGCGGUAUGCAAGGCCACCACUCACGAAAAAGACGCUCCCAAAAAGAAACACCUCGAAUACCUGAUCCAGGCCACACAGGAGUCCAACGUCAACAUCCCACAGAUGGCCGACACACUCUUCGAGAGGGCCGGCAACGCCAGCUGGGUCGUGGUCUUCAAGGCCCUGGGAACCACGCAUUACCUUAUGGUCCAUGGCAACGAGAGGUUUAUCCAGUUCCUGGCCUCCAGAAACACCCUGUUCAACCUCAGCAACUUCCUGGACAAGACCGGAUCCCAGGGCUACGACAUGUCAACAUUCAUCAGACGUUACAGCCGCUACCUGAAUGAGAAGGCCUUCGCCUACAGGCAGAUGGCAUUUGACUUUGUCCGUGUGAAGAAAGGUGCUGAGGGUGUGAUGAGGACGAUGGCUACAGACAAGCUGUUGAAAGGCAUGCCCACCCUGCAGGGCCAGAUUGACGCGCUGCUGGAGUUUGACGUUCAUCCACAAGACCUGAAGAAUGGUGUCAUCAACAACUGUUUCCUACUGCUUUUCAAAGACCUAAUCAAGCUGUAUGCCUGCUACAAUGAUGGCAUCAUCAAUCUUCUAGAGAAGUUUUUCCAGAUGAAGAAGGGUCAGUGUAAAGAUGCCCUGGAGAUUUACAAGAGGUUCCUCACACGGAUGACCAGAAUUACAGAGUUCCUCAAAAUCGCAGAGCAAGUGGGCAUUGACAAAAAUGACAUACCAGAGCUAACACAGCUGCCCGAGAGCCUGCUGGAGUCCCUAGAAACCCAUCUCAACACACUGGAGGGCAAGAAAGUGUAAGUACAGGAUAAGGCGCCGGCGACCAAUAACGGCUCAGCGGCGGGCACUCCGGUGAAGACAUUGGAUAUUCCCGCGGGUGCUGCUGCUGCCGCCUCUGCUCCCAGCCCCACCGGCCCCCGACCGGCCAGACCUGCCCCUCCGGCGGCCGCCGCUGUAUCAGCCGCUGCUGCCGCCACCGCUGCAGCCACCGCAAGCUUGUCUAAUGACCUGGUGGACUUUGACCUGCUGGCUCCAGCAGCAAGCUCAGGACCUCCAACAUCCUCUUGGGGAGAUCUCCUGGGCGGGGACUCCCUGACUGCACCUGCUGCCACUAGCUCCACUGAGCCUGCCACAGACUCCGCCCCUGACACGGCUGCCACGCCCACAGCCGCCCUCAAUGGCCAAUCAGAGGCGGCUUCCGCCCCUGCCUCAGCUGCGUCACUCCCCGUGCCCGCCCCAGCGGCCUCCAUCUCCGAAAUGGACCUGUUCGGAGACGCGUUUGCUCCCUCCCCUGGCGAAGGCCCGCCCACUGGGGGCGGAGUAGCUGCUGUUGAUGCAUGUGCCGGAUCUGACCCCUUCGCCCCGUCAGAAGGGAGUGCAGCCAUGGCCCCAGAGAUGGACCUCUUUGCCAUGGGGGCGUUCGACAGCGGCCCCGCCGUCGGUGCGGUUACUAGUCCCACGGCUGCUGCUGCUGGUGCUAGUGCUGGUGCUGGCGCUUCCGAGCUCCCCAUCUCCUCUCCUCCCGGCGCUGCCGCUGCGGCUACCGUUGCUGGCGGUGAGGAUGUUACUGGGGCUGAUGCUGAGGACGCUGCUUCCCCGCCUGACUCCAGCACCACAGCGGUUGCUGCUGCCUCUGCUGUCUCCCCCACCACCGCCACAGCCUCCGACCCUGCUGCUGCUGCUGCUGCUGGCACGGCCACCGCUGCUGCCCCUGCUGCCCCUGCCUCGGCUCCUACUCUAGACCUGUUUGGUGAUAUGUUUGAUUCUAUGCCUGAGCAACCCUCCCCCUCAGCAUCCAAAGCAGACGCUACUCCUAGCAUAGGCCUGUUUGGCGCAGAUCUCCCAGCAGUGUCCCGUGGCCCCUCCCCUCUGCCCCCUGAGGCCAACGUCACUGGGGACCUACUAUCAGAUCUGUCUCCGGCGGCCCCUGUAGCAGCUCCACUAGGUGUACUAGGUGGUUCCCUGGAUGCCUCUUCUCCCCCCAAACCAGACGCCGGGGGCCCAGUGCUUGACCUCCUUGACACAUUUGGGGACUCUGGCGGAGACCUUCAGCUUGCUGCACCAUCCUCUGCAGCGGCGGACCUACUGGGAGGAUUGAGUCCCUCGUUGGCCCCGAGUGAGGCCCCGUCUCUGGCCCCCGCCCUAGCUCCAGCUUCAGCCGCUAGCGACCUGCUGGAUUCUGCUGGGGACCUGCUGGCCGGUACUGACACGGCACCUGCCUCCACUGCGCCAUCUGGUGGUAGCUUUGAUGCCUCAGGGGAUCUCUUAGGGGACCUGCUCAUGCCCGCAGUUACCCCCCAGAGCACCGGAGGCACGCCCAUGGCCCCCGCCACCCCGACUCCCGCGCCAUUAGCCCCCAUGGUGCCGCUAGCCCCACUAGCGCCCCUAGCCCCACUAGCGCCCCUAGCUCCCCUAGCCCCGGGCGUAGCACCGUUAGCACCGGGAUUAGCUCCGUUAGUCGGAGCACCAUUAGUGCCUGCUGCUGGAGCACCACUAGCUCCAGGGCUUCUGGCCUCAGCUCCAGCCUCAGCUCCAGCCUCGGCCCCUGCUGCAGCUGCGGCAGGCCCACCUGCCAAGCCCAUCGGAGGAGACCUGGAGUCAUCCCUGGCUAACCUGGUUGGAAACUUGGGAGUUGGACCUCAGAAGAAGGACCAGCAGUGGAGCGAGAAGAAGCUGACAGGCGGGGCCAACUGGACUCCACAAGUUGCCCCGAGCAGUUGGGGAACCCCUGGUGCUCCUAUGGCUGGUGCUCCUCCUACCCCUCCUGCUGGAGCCAUGCAGUCCUUUGUCAUGCCUCCAGCUGCGGCCCCUGGUGCUCCGAUGAUGCCCCCGAUGGGAGCGCCCAUGAUGGGUCAGCCCAUGAUGAGACCCCCUUUCGCUGGAACACCCCCUGCUACAGGAGCACCGAUAUCUCCUGGGCCUGCCGUCCAGAGCCCCAAGAAGCCUAAAGAUCCCCUGGGCGACCUCAACUUCAAGGACUUCAUGUGAUCUCCCAGAUUCUGUUUCUUUCGUCAGGAUUGGAUUGGAGUGGAGUGGAUUGCAUUUGCCUGGUCUCUGCGGACAAACUCUCUGCCCCCACAAUCUUCAAUGUGAAAACGAGUCC
Engraulis encrasicolus (European anchovy) is the source of this 3175-nucleotide messenger RNA. RefSeq names its product synaptosome associated protein 91a (gene snap91a). Gene Ontology annotation, cellular component: extrinsic component of presynaptic endocytic zone membrane; synaptic vesicle; clathrin-coated pit. The record is from RefSeq and is a predicted model, not a curated record. Gene Ontology annotation, biological process: clathrin coat assembly; synaptic vesicle budding from presynaptic endocytic zone membrane; clathrin-dependent endocytosis. NCBI's taxonomy places the organism in Eukaryota, Metazoa, Chordata, Actinopteri, Clupeiformes, Engraulidae. Gene Ontology annotation, molecular function: 1-phosphatidylinositol binding; SNARE binding; phosphatidylinositol-4,5-bisphosphate binding. The transcript has 27 exons.